AUGACUUCUUCCUACCCUGCACAGUCCGUCACCAUGGAGGAUCCAGACCAAGGCUGGAAGCCAAACAACCGCCCUCAAUCCACGGUAGCGCGCAACUUCAUGUCAGAGCUCGACAGCCUCUUCAACUUGGACGGCGGCCUCGAGAACCUGGACAAGACUGUCCUUGAGAAGAAGCAGGCAGUCACAACCCAGACCAAGGAGCUUGAAGCCCUCGAGGCAAGGCUCAAGGCCGCCGAAGAGCGCCUGAACCAGGCAAAGAGCAACUCUCCACCAGCGAAGCGGGACACGCACCGCGAACAAGACAACGCUCGGUUACAAGGGGCCGCCAGCCCCCUUGCCCAAAAGACCCAAAACAUGCCAGGUGCGCUACCAGAGACACCGACUCCUACAUCGACUACCAGUGCUGACUAUGUCCUGGUAGAGCGGCCACUUUCUGCCAAGCCUGAGACGGCAUACUUUGAGCACAGGCCUGGUAGCCUCGUAGCAGACUCACCGACACAUGCAUCUUCUGCGUCGCAAUCUCACCAGGCCUGCAAUAUGGACGACGUAACGGAGGCUGCCCUGAUCAAAACGUUCGACAAACUUGCAUCAGAACAUGUCAUCUUAUACGGGCCCUAUGAGUCGAUCGAAGUGGAAGAUGAAGGGUACCCUAUGGAGUUUCGCAUCUGCCCAGCACUAGCUACAAAACCUCACACAGUGGGAGCUACCAACCAUGCCUUCAAUCAAUCGCGAAAAUUGGGCCCAGGAAGCGACAUGUUUUGCCCGGACGAGCGAAUCAUGAUCAAGCAGAUCAACGGAACGCACGACUUAGCACUGAACCUAUUCUGUGUGGAUAAGCCGCAGUUACUGAUGACGACCUUGGACUCGUACAAGCGUCAACACGAGGCUCUUGACGCAGACGAUUUUACAGUCAUGCUUGAAGUUUUGCGAAAGCUUCCAAACAUGUACGUCAUCUUCAACUGUGGGGAGAGAGGUGGAUGCAGUAGGGUGCACAAGCAUCUCCAGGGCUUGAAGGGGCCACCACAUGCUUUCGACUAUAUCAUCUCCUCUCUUCACGAUUCGUCGAAGAAGGUACCUUAUCAGUUCUUCGUUCAUGAGUUCAAGCAUGGGUUCAAGGACACUUCAGCCUCAACCGUUGUUGAUGCGUACAAAAAGCUUCUCUCACAGUGUCAGUCAUCUAUGGGAACUGAAGAAGAUGAUACUCCUCCACACAACGUCGUCAUGUGGGCUGAUCGUCUCGUGGUUGUUCCACGUCGGGCAGGUACCACAGAAGGAGCAAGUGCGAAUGCUGGAGGAAUGCUGGGAAGUGUAUGGGUAACCGGCAAAGAACAUGUGGAUAAAUGGUCUAGGGUCGGCUAUGCGAACGUGUUGAGGGAGUUGGGCGUUCCACGUUCCUAA
Messenger RNA from Alternaria burnsii, 1398 nucleotides. Its product is annotated as ap4a phosphorylase 2. Bases 1 to 1398 code for a protein of 465 amino acids. The record is from RefSeq and is a predicted model, not a curated record. The transcript is spliced from 5 exons. NCBI's taxonomy places the organism in Eukaryota, Fungi, Ascomycota, Dothideomycetes, Pleosporales, Pleosporaceae. Gene Ontology annotation, molecular function: ATP binding; ATP:ADP adenylyltransferase activity. Gene Ontology annotation, biological process: nucleotide metabolic process.